CUUCAACAGCCCUUUUCCCUCGCCUUACGCCAAGGGUAGGGGGUGUGCACAGGCGGAAAUUUUCGUAUGCUUAAAACUUUCUUUAAGAAAGUUCAUACUGACGCUUUUAUUCUUUAUUUAAACCAGUUUUUCAUUUUUUAACUCCAAACGCGUGGAGGCUUUUCUUAAACCAGAACUGCAUUUUUCCACAAUACUAAAGCUAGCAUACAACCAGCCAAGAUGAUUGACACAGCAACAGGAGCAGGGCCCUUGCCCUUUGCAGCCCAGCUGAAGGCUCUGAUUGAUCAGGAGGGCCGCUACCAGCCAAAGCUGACUGGCCUCAGGCUCAUCGAGGGGGCCCACGACAACGGUCUCAGGAUGACCACCAGACUCAGGGAGUACGAGGUGAAGGACCUGCUCUCUCUGACCAGGUUCUUUGGUUUCAGUGCCGAGACGUUCUCCUUGGCUGUCAGCUUGCUGGAUCGCUUCCUCUCUGUGAUGAAGAUCCAGCCGAAGCACCUGUCCUGUGUGGGCCUGUGCUGCUUCUACAUCGCCGUGAAGUCCUCCGAAGAGGAGAGGAACGUGCCCCUGGCCAAUGACCUGAUCCGCAUCAGCCAGAAUCGCUUCACCGUCUCGGACAUGAUGCGAAUGGAGAAGAUCAUCAUGGAAAAGCUCUACUGGAAAGUGAAGGCCCCCACAGCUCUGCGCUUUCUCCGCCUCUUCCAUAGCCACAUCCAAGAGCAGCUCGACGCUGAGAGCAAGAAGAUACUGAGCCUUGAGAGGCUGGAGGCUCAGCUUAAAGCUUGUCACUGCUCCUUUGUCUUCUCUAAAAUUAAGCCAUCUCUGCUCGCCCUGGCACUGUUGUGUCUCGAAGCUCAGGAGCAGCAUGACCCUGAGCACAUCCACAAAAUAGCAGAGGCCCUGCAAAGCCUGCAGCAGCAUCUGAAUAUCAAAGAUGGGGACCUGGUUUGUGUGCGGGAGCUGGUCGGAAAAUGCCUAGUUGAAUACGCCACCACCAAGCGCUUGAAGCCUAACAGCCAGAGACUUCGCUGGAUUAUUUCGGGGAGAACGGCACGUCAGCUGAAGCACAGCUACUACAAGAUCGCUCAUCUUCCCACCAUACCCGAGUCAGCUUGCUAAACCAUGGGGGGUACAGACGGGUGAACCGUGUGCACAAGGUGUACACACCUUCACCCGCCUUCACCUCCACUCAUUUUCCUUACAGAUUUUCAUCACAGAUGAUGGAGGUCUUUAAGGAAGAGCCAAAAACGUUUUCCUUUGCUAUCUUGCUUUCAUCGAGCUGAAUGUGUGACAUCUGUCAAAUAGGUUUAUCCGCCAACAUCUUGCAAGGUUUUAUUUUCCUGGUUGAAUUGCUUGCACAAGUGUACAGUAUGUUCUUGUUUAAAUCCGUACCGAGGUACAUAGGUAUUCCCUGGAACGGGUUGCUGGUUUUAAGCAAAUAAGUAUAGAACCACCUAGGUCCUCAGUCCACUAUGUGGAAGAGGAGGGAGAAGGAUUUUGUGAACAGCAAAAAUGGAACCAAGAAAUCGGGCCCAAAAUCCUUAACUUCCACCCUAGGUCGCUAAACUGUCCUGAAUGCACACUCCUACCCAAGGUGAUGAAAACUUUUGUUUUUUUAUUUUGAUACGGCAAGGCGCUUCUGGUUUUCUCCACUGAGGUGAAACUAGUGAUGAUCCUGGCGUGUAUGGCUAACUCAUGUGAAAGCCAUACUCUUUGAGCUGAAAUAUUAGCUUUACCAUCAGCGGUUACAGAUGAGUUGUUUUUACUAAUAAUUCUUUAUUUGUGAACACCAAGAGAAUAACCACCAUGAUUAAAAUGAUCUCAGUUGGCAACAAUUCAGAGAACACCAAAAACUAAAAUUGGUCCUAGCAAUGGAAUUCCAGUGUGGAAUUUGUAUUGUAUUUACUUUGCCAAUUUCACUGUCUGUUGACUUAGAAGCAGUUUCUUUUGGUAAUAGAAAUGUGAGUUCUCAAAAUUUAAAAUGGCUAACUGAAUACACCGUCUGGUUAACCUAUGUUCUUGGACCUUUCAAUAAAACUUUAUUGAAAAGUU
Molecule: messenger RNA, 2052 nt
Organism: Myripristis murdjan (pinecone soldierfish)
Lineage: Eukaryota; Metazoa; Chordata; Actinopteri; Holocentriformes; Holocentridae
Gene: ccng1
Product: cyclin G1
Exons: 6
Coding region: 220-1119 (299 amino acids)
Source: RefSeq, a predicted model, not a curated record